GGCUGGAUCAGGAUGAGGGUUUAAGGAGUCACAUGGACUCAACUUUCUACUAACUGGGGUCCGGUUGUUGUGCACUGCUCAGUCACACAGAGUGUGAGAAGAGGUCUCGUCUCGCAACUUUCUUUUCUUCUUAUGUCUAAUUUUCAAACAGUUUUUUAUUUUUCCUGCGCGUCUCGGCAUUUUUCUGACUUUUCUCGGACUUGAAGUACAAACACCGGUUGCGCGUUGAGUUGUUUUUUUGUUUUGUUUUGUUUUUGUUUUUGUUUUUUUCAACAAUGCUGCAAACUCAACGCUUCGGCCACUGAAGCCCAUCUCGGUGAUGUGAGACUACUCCAAACCUUUGGAAGGGAAUAAGUUUUGCGCUUGUACACUCACGAUGACUGAGGAGAGCAGAAGUGAGCACAGAGCCGAAAGCGGGAAGGACCUGGAGAAGCAGCUCCGGUUACGAGUGUGCGUCCUAAACGAGCUUUUAAAGACUGAACGGGAUUAUGUCGGGACGCUAGAGUUCCUCUCGGUGUUCCUACAUCGUCUCAACCAGUACGCAGCCACCAAAAUGGACAAGAACAUCACGGAGGAAACGGUUAAGGUUUUAUUCUCCAACAUUGAGGAGAUCUUGGCCGUGCACAAAGACUUCCUGACCAUGGUGGAGGAGCUGCUGCAGCCUGACCCCCACGCUCACCAUGAAAUCGGCCGCUGCUUCUUGCACUUUAGGAGCCGUUUUCAGAUUUAUGAUGAAUACUGCGGGAAUCACGAGAAGGCCCAGAGGCUGCUGCUGGAGCUCAACAAGAUCAGGAGCGUCAGGACGUGUUUACUGAACUGCAUGUUGCUGGGAGGCAGAAAGAACACAGAAGUCCCACUGGAGGGUUAUCUGGUGGCUCCUAUUCAGAGAAUCUGCAAGUACCCGUUGCUGCUCAGAGAGCUGCUGAAGAGGACCCCUAAGAAGCACAACGACUACGUGCUGGUGCAGGAGUCUCUGCAGGUGAUGAAGGCUGUGUGCUCCAGCAUCAACGAAGCCAAGAGACAGAUGGAGAAGCUGGAGAUCUUAGAGGAGUGGCAGUCCCACAUCGAGGGCUGGGAGGGCUCCAAUAUCACGGAUACGUGCACAGAGAUGCUAAUGCAGGGCGUGCUGCUGAAGAUCUCGGCUGGGAACAUACAAGAGAGGAUUUUCUUCUUGUUUGACAAGCUUCUGGUCUAUUGCAAGAAGAAAAAUAGGCGUUUAAAAAACAGCAAAACGUCCACCGAGGGUCCUCGCUACCUGUUCAGAGGAAGAAUCAACACCGAGGUGAUGGAGGUGGAAAACGUGGACGACGGAACAGCCGACUACCACAGCAGCGGGAACAUAGUGAACAACGGCUGGAAGAUCCACAACACGGCCAAGAACAAGUGGUUCGUCUGCAUGGCCAAAACGCCAGAGGAGAAGCAGGAGUGGCUGGAGGCCAUCAUGAAAGAGAGGGAGCGGAGGAAAAGCCUGACGCUCGGCAUGGAGCAGGAUACGUGGGUGAUGGUGUCAGAGAAGGGUGAGAAGCUCUACCACCUCAUGACCAAGGGUAACCUCAUUAAGGACCGGAAACGCAAGCUCACCACCUUCCCCAAGUGCUUCCUGGGAAGCGAGUUUGUGUCCUGGCUGAUGGAAAUUGGCGAGACGGACAACCCGGAGGAAGGCGUUCACCUGGGUCAGGCGCUGCUGGAGAAUGGCAUCAUCCACCAUGUCACAGACAAGCACCAGUUCAAACCUGAGCCUGUUCUGUACCGCUUCCGCUACGAUGACGGCACCUACCACCCCAGAAGUGACAUGCACGACGUGAUAUCCAAGGGCGUUCGUCUGUUCUGCCGUCUUCACAGCCUCUUCACUCCUGUCAUCAGGGAUAAGGACUAUCACCUGCGGACCUACAAAUCAGUGGUCAUGGCUAACAAGCUGAUAGACUGGCUUAUAGCACAGGGGGAUUGCAGGACGAGAGAGGAGGCGCUGAUCUUGGGGGUGGAGCUGUGCGACAAUGGCUUCAUGCAUCACGUUUUGGAGAAGAGUGAAUUCAAGGACGAGCCUCUGCUGUUUCGUUUCUUCGCCGACGAGGAGAUGGAAGGUUCCAACACCAAACACAAACCAAUGAAGCACGACCUGAAAAUAGUGGAAAAUGUCAUCUCCAAAUCUCUCCUGAUAAGACCCAGCGAUGGAGGCUACGGCUUUACCCUGGAAGAAAGAAACCGAGUCCCAAUCAUCAAAUCCGUGGAGAAGGGCUCCCCAGCUGAGAUGGCUGGCCUUGAAGUGGGGAAGAAGCUGUUCGCCAUAAAUGGAGACCUGGUUUUCCUCAGGCCUUUCUCUGAAGUGGAAGCUCUGCUCAGGCAGUGUUUCAGCAGCAAGGGACCCCUCCGGGUGCUAGUCAGCACCAAGCCAAGGGAGACGGUGAAGAUCCCAGAUUCGGCUGACGGGUUGGGCUUCCAGAUCCGCGGAUUUGGCCCUUCUGUGGUCCACGCUGUUGGGAGAGGCACGGUGGCGGCCGUCGCGGGUCUCCACCCGGGCCAGUGCAUUAUCAAGGUGAACGGCAUCAACGUGAGCAAGGAGAGCCACGCCAGCGUCAUCGCUCAUGUCACCGCGUGCAGGAAAUACCGGCGACCCACUCAGCAAGACACCAUUAAGUGGGUGUACAACAGCAGCGAGAGCGCCCAGGAGGACAACCAGAAAACUCCCCAGAAACCCACCAGCGAGGAGAACGGAGAUGGCUUCGAGUGCAAAGUAGAAGAGGUGAUGGACAAAUUCAACACCAUAGCCAUCAUCGACGGGAAGAAGGACCACGUGAGUCUGACGGUAGACAACGUUCACCUGGAGUACGGAGUGGUGUACGAGUAUGACAGCACGGCCGGGAUCAAGUGCCACGUGCUGGAGAAGAUGGUCGAACCCAAGGGAUUCUUCAGCCUCACUGCUAAGAUCCUGGAGGUGCUCGCGCUUAAUGAUGACAUGCUGGUGCAGAUGUGCGCCAGGUUGAGUUCCAGCUGUGACGUGAUCCCCGAGGAGCUGCAGGCACGCUUCAGUGCCAUGUACGGCGAGAGGGUGGAGCACAUCAACCGGCGCAUAACCAACUACAGGAAGUUUUCCCGGGUACUAAAGAACAGAGCGUGGCCCACCUUCAAGCAGGCCAAGGCCAAGGUGUCCCCUCUUCACAGCAGCGACUUCUGCCCCACGAACUGCCACAUCAACGUGAUGGAGGUGUCCUACCCCAAGACCACGACGUCCCUGGGAAGCGCCUUCGGCGUGCAGCUGGACAACAGGAAGAACACUCUGGAGAAGGGAGGACGCAGCUGCGCCGAGCAGGGUAAGCUGAGCCCCAUGGUGAAUGUACAACACACCAUCACAACUAUGGCUGCGCCGUCGGGACACAGCCUGGGCCGGACGGAGGGCCACGGGCUUCGUUUCCUGCUCAGAGAAGAAGACCUGCUCACGCUGGACGCGUAUCAGAAACUCCUCUACAAACUCACGGCUGUUGUCAAGGAGAUGGAAACACAUGGCGCCCACAUAGACGACCUCCUGUCCUCCAUCACUCAUCCUCCUCCAGCAUCAGAGGUGAGGAGCCCCGAGAGUUACAUUUCUGCAGAGAGCGAGGGGGAUAAAGGUGAAAGGAACGGGAAGAAAGUCUGCUUUAACAUGGCGGGGGAUGAGCAAGAGGACUCUGGACAUGACACAAUAAGCAACAGGGACUCGUACAGUGACUGUAACAGCAACAGAAACUCCAUUGCCUCCUUCACCAGCAUCUGCAGCAGUCACUGCAGCUCCUACGUUCACAGCGACGAGAUGGACUCAGGAGAUGAGAUGCCCUCUAGUGUGUGGCUGUCCCACGAUAAGCAGAAGAAGCUUCACAGCUUUCUGGAGCAUCUAUUCAGCCAGGUGGACUCCAUCACCAGCGUGCUGAGAGGAGCGGUGGUGGCUCGGGCUUUCGAGCAGACCAAGUGCUUCACACCCGGAAGAGGAUUACAAGAGUUUCAGCAGGAAAUGGAGCCUAGGGUGAACUGCACCAAGAAGCUGCGCCUCCAUGUGAAGCAGGAUCCCUGGAACCUUCCCAGCAGCGUUCAGGCGCUCACACAAACUAUCGCUAAAUAUGUCGAAGAGGUGAAGACACGGCUGCUCUUGGUGUUACUGCAGUACACAGACUCGGAGAUCCAGUUACGUCGCGACAUGGUGUUUUGUCAGUCUCUUGUUGCGGCUGUGUGCGCCUUCUCAGAGCAUCUGCUGGCUGUGCUCAACCAGUUCCACAACGUAGGCAGAGAGCAGGACCAGGACAUCCCGGACCCCCAGGACCUGCAGGAGGCCCAGGAAGCCAGCCGUCGUUGGCUGGAGCAGAUCAGCAGCGCUGGGCUUCUCUUCCACUUCCAGUCCCUUCUUUCCCCCAAUCUGACUGACGAGCAGGCCAUGUUGGAGGACACUCAGGUGGCUCUAACAGAUCUGGAGAAGGUCACCUUCCACUUCCAGGAAUUUGAAGGCGAGCCGCUGGUUGCCAACAUGCCGAUUUCCUACCAGGUGGAGGGCACUCGACAGGCCUUGAAAGUUUGCUUCUACCUUGAGAGUUUCUAUUUCUCACAGCUGCCUUACAGGCUGAAAAACGGAGGAGGCAUCAAAAUCUACCCGGUGCUCUUUACACAAGCUCUGGAGAGUAUGGAGGGAUACUACUACAGAGACAACGUGUCAGUGGAGGAAUACCAGGCCCAAAUCAAUGCCGCCUCAUUGGAUAAGGUCAAACAGUACUACAAGAGGCUGAGGGCUUUCUACCUGGAUCAGUCCAACAUGCCGCCCAGCUCUGCACCCAAAGCUGCCCUCAUAGAUAAGUUAAUGCGUCCCCUCAACGCUCUGGAGGAGCUCUACCGCCUGAUGGAAAGUUUCAUCAGCUGCCGCCGCACCGCCGCCUGCCAGUACACCGCCUGCGGGGCUUCUGGAGUGGGUCUGCUCACCGUGGCCUCCGAGCUCUGCUCGCGUCUCGGGGCCACGCACAUCGUCAUGUGCAACAGCGGCGUUCACCGCUGCACCCUGAGCGUGACACUGGAGCAGGCUAUCCUGUUGGCCCGAAACCACGGCCUCCCCCCUCGCUGCAUCAUGCAGGCCACUGAUGUCAUGAGGAAACAGGGGGCAAGAGUUCAGAAUUCUGCUAAGAAUCUGGGAGUGAGGGAUCGCACGCCGUCAUCAGUACCAAGGUUGUACAAGCUGUGCCAACCUCCACCCCCAGAUGGUGAUCCAUAAUGCAUUGCAUCCAGGAAGAUGCAGAAGAAAGUCCUGAGAGGAGCUUUGAGUCCCAAUCAUCAAAGUUUUCCCUCCACCGAUAGAUUAACCUUAUGAGAGAGAAUUAUUGGGUCCAUUUUAUACAGUAUAUGUCCAGACUUGCCGCCUGAAGUGUAAAUAGAAGAAUUGAACCGUAAAUAGUAUUUUAAUACGUUAAGAUUUUCACUGUUGUAUUUUAUACAUAUUUGAUUUUUUUUUUCUAUUAUAUCAUGCAUCUGACAAGACGAAGUUAAAGAAAAAAAAAAACAUCAGCACAAUGGAGUUAAAUGGAGUGGAUCCCAUCAGUUUGCUGUCUUCUCAUUAUGGGCUCAAAACCAUGUUUGUUUGUUUUUUAUGAGGGACAUUUGCAUUUCACCUCAUUAGUUUAAUUUGCAUAUGAAAAUUAAAAAACAACAACAAAAAAAACAACAACAGUAAGAUGAUAUCGAUCGGAAGGAUGAUGGAUUUAAUUUGGCUUUGCAUUUGUUCAAAUUAGCCAGUGAUUUGUCUGCGUCUGUUCAGCUCUGACUUGGGUGCGUUAUCACUUCUGUCAGUGGUGUUUAAUCAACUCACGUUAAUUGACACGGUGUUCAUCCACUUGUAAAUACACAUAUUAUUAAGCAGAAAUGUACUGAUAGAGGCAUGAUAUUGUUUCCCCACUGUGUCUGGAUUUAUCCCGUGCAUGCAAAUGAAGGUGUUCAAUGACUCAUCAGUAUUAACAUAUAGUCUUUUCCAAGAAGUAGAGCUGUGAGCUAUAUUCCUUUUAUAUAUAUAUAUAUAUAUAUGUGUGUAUAUAUAUAUAUAUAUAUAUAUAUAUAUAAUAUAUAUAUAUAUAUAUAUAUAUAUAUAUAUAUAUAUAUUGACAGUACUCAGGAUUAAAGCAUCUCUUUAUUACUUAUUAUUGGAUGUUGUUGUAGAAUGGAUGCCUGGCUCACUACUAUGCAAAGAAGUAAUGAAAUGCAUCGAUAAGCUCUUGUGGUGUUUCCUAAACACUGUGACUGCGUUUGAUCGGUGUGAAGAAAAACAUAUAUAUGAAGGAUGAUUUUUUUUUCUGCAUAAUUCCAUCAAAAAACUAAAAUUCUGACAUGUAUACAGUUUGUAAAAAAACAAAUAUAUUAAAGCUGAUAACAGUG
Mugil cephalus (flathead mullet) is the source of this 6372-nucleotide messenger RNA. It is a transcript of the gene prex2, whose product is annotated as phosphatidylinositol-3,4,5-trisphosphate-dependent Rac exchange factor 2. Gene Ontology annotation, molecular function: guanyl-nucleotide exchange factor activity; protein binding. NCBI's taxonomy places the organism in Eukaryota, Metazoa, Chordata, Actinopteri, Mugiliformes, Mugilidae. The transcript is spliced from 41 exons. The record is from RefSeq and is a predicted model, not a curated record. The coding region runs from base 377 to 5221 and encodes 1614 amino acids. Gene Ontology annotation, biological process: intracellular signal transduction.